Tupaia belangeri chinensis (Chinese tree shrew) is the source of this 6801-nucleotide messenger RNA. It is a transcript of the gene MYSM1, whose product is annotated as Myb like, SWIRM and MPN domains 1. NCBI's taxonomy places the organism in Eukaryota, Metazoa, Chordata, Mammalia, Scandentia, Tupaiidae. The coding region runs from base 17 to 2518 and encodes 833 amino acids. Gene Ontology annotation, molecular function: metallopeptidase activity; protein binding. The record is from RefSeq and is a predicted model, not a curated record. The transcript has 20 exons.
GAGGUCAAGUUCCAUCAUGGCGGCUGAGGAAGCGGAUGUGGAUAUCGAAGGAGACGUGGUGUUGGCGGCGGCGGCGGUGGCACCGCACAGCGGAAGCAAUGAAAAUACAGCAUCAGUUUUACACCAAGAUCACUAUCUUGAUUCAUCUUGGAGAACUGAGAAUGGCCUUAUUCCGUGGACUCUGGAUAACACUAUCAGCGAAGAGAACAGAGCUGUCAUUGAGAAAAUGUUGUUGGAAGAAGAAUACUAUUUAUCUAAAAAACCACUUCCAGAAAAAUUCUGGCUUGACCAAAAAGAAGAUGAUAAAAAAUACAUGAAGAGUCUGCAGAAAACAACAAAAAUCAUGAUACACUCUCCUACAAAACCAGCCAGUUACUCAGUAAAGUGGACGGUAGAAGAAAAAGAGCUGUUUGAACAAGGGCUGGCUAAAUUUGGCCGAAGGUGGACCAAAAUUGCAAAGCUGAUUGGAAGUCGCACAGUUUUACAAGUGAAGAGUUACGCUAGACAGUACUUUAAAAAUAAGGUAAAAUGGAGCCCAGAGAAAGAAACACCGAAUCAGAAGAACUGCAGUGAUCUUCAGAUUAAAAAUGAAGUUAAAGGGACAAAGGCAUGGACACCAUCAUGUCUAAGAGGACGUGCUGAUCCCAACUUAAAUGCAGUAAAAAUUGAAAAAUUAUCUGAUGAUGAAGAAGUAGAUAUCACAGAUGAGAUGGAUGAAUCAACUUCUCAUAAACCUCAGAAGUUUAGUGGUGGUCAGUCUUUAGACAUUCCUAAUAGCAAAAUGUGUGAAGCUGGUCAAGGAGAAUUCAUUGCUUCUGACAACCAAGUGGAUCCCUUUUCAAAAUCUUCUGUAGAAUAUCUUCAGAAUAUAAAGCAAAAUGAAAUGGAAACUAUUUCGCGCUCGGAAAUCACAUUAUGGACUGAAAAACACAGCAACAGUGACAAGAAAUCAGUUGAAUUAAAUGAUCAGGAAUGUAAUAACUUGAUUAAAAACUGUAACAUACAUGAUGGAAAUAGAAUAGUUGAUAAUGCCAGGCAGUUGCCUUCUCCAGAACCUUGUGAAAGUCAGAACGAUUUGAGUGAUAAUGAUAUGCUUUUUCACUCUUCUUGCCAAAUGGUAGAGGAAAGCCAUGAAGAAGAAGAGCUUAAGCCACCAGAACAAGAAGUAGAAAUAGAUAGAAACGUCAUUCAAGAAGAAGAAAAACAAGCAAUUCCUGAAUUUUUUGAAGGGCGCCAAGCUAAAACACCAGAACGCUAUUUGAAAAUUAGAAAUUACAUUUUGGAUCAGUGGGAGAUAUGCAAACCGAAAUACUUAAAUAAGACCUCAGUACGUCCUGGCCUGAAGAACUGUGGGGAUGUUAAUUGUAUUGGACGGAUUCAUACAUACCUCGAAUUGAUAGGAGCAAUCAAUUUUGGAUGUGAACAGGCUGUAUAUAAUAGGCCACAACCAGUUGAUAAAGUACGGAUGAGAGACAGAAAAGAUGCAGUAGAAGCAUACCAACUCGCCCAGCGUCUGCAGUCUAUGCGUACAAGGAGACGUAGGGUGCGAGACCCAUGGGGAAAUUGGUGUGAUGCAAAAGACCUGGAAGGACAAACAUUUGAGCAUCUCUCUGCUGAGGAGUUGGCAAAAAGAAGAGAAGGAGAAAAACUCAAACCUGUCAAAUCUUCAAAAGUGCCAAGACCAACAAAAAGCUCAUUUGAUCCUUUUCAACUUAUACCUUGUCAUUUUUUCAGUGAGGAAAAACAGGAGCCAUUUCAGGUGAAAGUAGCUUCAGAAGCACUUUUAAUAAUGGAUUUGCAUGCUCAUGUUUCUAUGGCAGAAGUGAUUGGACUUUUAGGAGGAAGAUACUCAGAAGUUGAUAAGAUAGUUGAAGUCUGUGCAGCAGAACCAUGUAAUAGUCUGAGUACAGGACUACAGUGUGAGAUGGACCCAGUAUCACAAACACAGGCCUCAGAAGCCUUGGCUGUCAGAGGCUACAGUGUUAUCGGGUGGUAUCAUUCUCAUCCUGCAUUUGAUCCUAAUCCUUCCUUACGAGAUAUUGACACGCAAGCCAAAUACCAGAGUUACUUCUCCAGAGGAGGUGCAAAGUUCAUUGGAAUGAUCGUUAGUCCCUAUAAUCGAAACAAUCCUUUACCUUAUUCCCAGAUUACCUGUCUGGUUAUAAGUGAGGAAAUUAGCCCAGACGGCUCGUAUCGUUUACCUUACAAAUUUGAAGUACAACAGAUGUUAGAAGAGCCUCGGUGGGGAUUAGUGUUUGAAAAGACAAGAUGGAUAAUAGAAAAGUACAGGAUGUCCCAUAGCAGUGUCCCCAUGGAUAAACUCUUUCGCCGAGAUUCUGACCUGACUUGUUUGCAGAAACUUUUGGAGUGUCUGAGAAAAACUCUGAGCAAAGUAACCAAUUGCUUCAUUGCUGAAGAAUUCUUGACUCGAAUAGAAAAUUUGUUCCUUUCCGAUUAUAAAAGCAAGCAAGAAAAUGGAGUGACUGAAGAGAAUUGUACACAGAAAUUGUUAAUGUAAUUAUGUUAAAGUAAGACAUUUUGAUCUUGACAUGAGAAACCCUACUUUCAGAGUUAUAACCUUGAAAUUACUGUGAUUUGGUUAACAAUGGCACAACUGUGGUGUUUCUACUCUCAUUCACAAAACCCAAACUUGACCACAUAAAUCCUGUGGAAGGGAAGAGAUUAGUAUUUAUUUUCAUACAGUGAUUAGCAGAGUGCUGUGUAAACCAGAGGUCGCUGCAGUGGUCUUCUCUUUUAAUAGGCAAUGUGUAGUAGAUGGCAAAAACUUUGAAGGGUGGUCUGCUUUAUUGUUUCAUAUUGAUGAGUGGAAUAAUUUUUAUUCUUCCUGGACUACUCAUUUAGUGUGUUCCCUUUUGAUACCUCAUACUCAUUAGAAGCACUUCCAUAUUUUCCAUAUGUUCUGGUGAGAUUUGUUUAUGGUUGCAAAUGAGAUAUGAAUAGUGGUCACUAAGGUAAUAAACAUGGUUGAGAACUACCUAUUAAUAAAGCUAACAACAUGCCUAGAGAGGCAUGAGGAGAAAAAUCUAAAAACAGAUCAGCUAGAGGAGAGACCCAGAAGAGUCAGUUUAUCAGUGUUUAGUUGUUGAUCUCUGCUUUCAUUUUAUUUUGUAACUACCAUACUAUGAGAUACACCAUUUUCUUGGCUAUCUGAAAAGGUUUUUAUGGAUUUCAGACACAUAAUUAGCUUCAACUAUAUGUCCACUUAAUUAGUGUCUGCAAUAAAACCUUAUUUAACUGUCACUGGUAAUGACAACCCUCAAACUAGAUUUUUUUCACACUGUUCUCUAUCAGAAGAAAGAGGCAAAGUACUAUGUAGCUUGAAUAAAUCAGAGAUUAAUUCCAUGUCUAGCCCAGUUUCACAUACUUUCUAAAUCUAAAAUGGAGGUCAGAAAACUUUUUAUGUAAAAGACCAGUAAGUAAAUCAUUUUAGCUUUUUGGCCACAUAUAGUCUCUAUCAGACAUUCUUUGUAUUUUUCAACCCUUUAAAAAUGUAAAAACCAUUCUUAGUUCAUGGGCCACACCACAGGCUACUGGCCAUUAUUUUCUGAUGCUUGAUCUAGAGAAUUGCAAACAUUAGGAUUUAAUUUUAUUCUAAGCCUGAGAUACCAACCAAUCUUGCAUCAUUUUCUAAUGACAGCCAAAUUCAGAAUUAUGAUCCAUAUGUAAGUAUAUUUUCAAAUAAAAAUAAAUGACCAUGCUGCCUUAAUUACAGAAAUUUAAUCGAUUUUAGUGUAUUUCUAUCAACCAGAGAAUUGACCUAUACCAAUUCUCCAAGCUCUUUUAUUAACACAUUUCUCUCUCAUUAUCUGUAGGGACUGGUAACCCACUGGGCAUUCAACGUUGGCUCUUCAUAUGUGAGGGGCUCCUGUUGAAUGAAUGGAGUUGACCAAGCCCACAGAUGCAGACCCUAUGAAGGGCUGACUAUAAUAAUUUUAUUAUAUCUGAACUAGAUAUGACUGUUAGGUCUUUGGGAAAGUCAUGAUGUGUUUUCUAUGUUUUUUAAUGCAAAAAUAUGUCAUAACUUUCCUGAUGACCCAAUAUAUUUUUGCUCUAUUUAGUCAUAAUCCAAUAGGCAGAGAAAAAUAAGGCAGUAGUGGAAGUAGUAGUCAGCCUGGUUUAGGUGACUUGGUUCUUGUCACCAAUCCCUCUUCAUGAUUUGGGGAGAUAUAAUCUAUCUCUGGGCCUAAAUUCUUGAUGUAUCCUUGCAGGGACAAAAUUCUAUGGCUCUUUCUAAUUUGUUGGACUGCUUGCUCAUUUUGAAGUUUACAUUUUAAGAUAAUACAGUUUUAAAUGAACAUAUAUUUUUUAAGAAAACUGGUAGCAUUUUCCAUCUCUUGGUGUAUUUGGGAUAAACAAUGAAGCAUAGCUUAUAAAGUAAUUUAUUUUAUGGUUAGGAGCAUAAAGACUCAUGAAAACUAAGAAACCUGAGCUCUUCUGAUUCUGCCUGCCAGUUUUGCAGUGUGACCUUGAUGAAAUUACCUACCCUUUUUGAACCUCAGACUCCUCUCUCGUAAUUCAAGGGUCUGCACAAAAUGACUUGGUGUUCCUCUCAAGCACAGGUCUGUGGUUCUGUGGCUGACAGUAAUUCAUUCCUUUGUACUCUUCUUAGACUUCUUUCUAUAUUGUGUGUUGGGGAACAGGCACUAUAUUUAUUUGCUUUCUUUAUUCAUAUUUCACUGUAAUAUUUAUGAAUUUGGGUGGUGAUGUUCAGUAAUGGAAAUUGUUAAAAGUUCUGUUUUCUUUGCAUGCCAAUGCUUAACGAUAUUUAUUAGUGUAAGCCAUACUAUAAGGAACUCAAAGAUAGUAAUGUUAGUACUUGGGUCUUUGAGAGCACAAUUUUUAAAAUAUCUUCUGAGUAUUUUUUUUUCUGACUAUAAAGUAUAAUCUACCUUAUAAAAUAUUUUUGUAAAUACAGAGAAGUAUACAGUACAGAUGUCUCAAUUCUGUAUAGAAAACCACAAUUAAGAAAUUACUAUAAAUCUUUCCUCAUUUUUUUUGACAGUAUAAUUUUAGAGUAUUAAAAUGUGUUGGUUUGGUUUUGUUUUGUUUUGUUUUCCUUUCUUCCUCCCUAUUUAAUCUCUCUGCUUCCUUAUUUUCUGGUCACAUUCUUAAAACGUUUUUGCAACCACAGGUGCCCACAUUCCUGGAACUGCCAAUGUUGGGCUACAGAGGGUAGUAGUUGGAGCCAGGGCCUUGGAAAAGCACAGAAAGGUGGAACUCAGUAGGAGUGUAAUACAGGGAGUUUAGGAAGCAGAGUCACAAGGAAAAAUCUACCUCAAAUAAUGUUUGCAGAAGUGGAGAAAGGACUUGAAAACAUCCACGUCCCGGUAUCCCAAUUCUGUUCUUGUUAUUGCACAACGACUAUAAAAUAGUGAGCUUAAUUUUUUUCUGUCUUGGCUGAUAGAAACUGACACUAGUAGUACCUAAUAUUAGAUUUAGCUUUCUUUAAAAAUAAUUCCAAAGUAAUCAUCAGAAAAAAAGAAAAGAAAAACCAGGCCGAACAAGAUCAGCAAGAUCAGAUUCUCUUUCCCUCUUUAUUAUUUCAGACUUGAACCAUUUGGUUCUCUAAUCCUUUUUUAAACGAUCUUCAAUUUCCUUUUCUAUAAUUGGUUUGACCCUAUAUUCAGAACUACAUUAUGAUUUUUGUGGGCCUUAGGCACUUUUGCCUUUUUGGACCCCUUCCAUACAAAACUUAAAAUUAUAUUUUAUAAUUGCAUUUUUAUAAGAUGAAUUUAUUAAUAUUUUAGAUUAAAACAUUUCCUUUCAUCUAAAAGUUCAUUUUUUCCUUACGAAGUUAAAAGAAUUAAAUAUUUCUAUGGGCCUCUAAAAAUAUUGCAGGCCUGAGGCUCUGUGCUUAAUGGAUAUGUUGUCCCUGUCUGUAAUCUGAAGGAUAGCAAUGAAAAACCAGCUAACGGUACUUUCUCCUCUACUUCCACCACCAACACAAACCCUAAUGUAGCCUUUGCCAUCACAUCUGAGAGCACUGUAAUUCCCACUAUUAUGGCUAUGGACUUGAACUUCAUUCCUUCCUCACCUGACCAAAACUCAGGAGUGUUGCUUGGAUUCAUCCCUCCUCUAAAAAGAUGAGAAGCACAGUUCAGUUUUAAACUUCAGGUAGAUAUUUUUGUUCUGCUUCUUAAUCUAUACUUUUGGAACUGGUACCACCCUUCAAAGAGAAAUAUUCUACUGCUUUUCCCUCGAAUCCCUUCCUUCAGCCUCACUCCUACUUCUUACCUUUCAGCAUAGAGGUGCAAGAUCAUUCAUCUUGUUGUUUAUUGAAAGCUAGGCCUGUACAUUAGGCCCAUCUAUUUCCCUGAAUGAUCAGAAGCCACUGGCGUUUCCCUGAGUUCGUAUUUCCAUAUUUCAGCUGUUUAAUGCUGCCUAACUUUCUCCUUACAUUCUUCCUAGGAGUAUGCUGAGGUCUGUGCCAUGUAGGCUGUAUGCACAGUCAGAGCCUCUGCAACUCUGGUAGCAGAGCAGACUGGCUUCAACAUGCCAGCACGAGCACACUUAUGUGUACUUUACUGUGCUGGGUCCAGAUGAGGUGAGUGGAGGGUCUGGAGGCAAUGGUAUACUCAGGAUGCCCUAGGAUUGAUGUUCUGUCUUAUGCUGACGAAGGGACCACAUAACACCUGACCACCUGAAUUAUAACCACCAUAUGCAAGUCAUCAACAGACAUCUCAUUGAAGAAUUUCUCUGCAGAAAUUAAAUCAGGGUACCCCAAUUUUUUUUUCAACUAUACUUUUAGCUAGAGACUAAAUCCAGAAUCACGUAUUAAUG